Messenger RNA from Rotaria sordida, 1389 nucleotides. NCBI's taxonomy places the organism in Eukaryota, Metazoa, Rotifera, Eurotatoria, Philodinida, Philodinidae. The record is from the annotation of a GenBank genome assembly.
AUGUCGCGUGAUUUCAUCGGUAGUAAAAUUGCAAUUAUUACUAAAUCUCAAUGUCGAUAUAUUGGAACAAUUAUUGGAAUUGAUGCACAGACAUCAUCAAUACUUCUUGGCAAUGUCAAAAGUUUUGGAACAGAAAAUCGUCUAGGACAUUUAACAAAUACUCAUAUGACUAGUACAAUAUUACCAAUAAUGCAAUUUGCUAAUAGUGAUAUUGAAGAUUUAAAAAUUGUUAAUGAUGAUCAAACACAAGAAAUUUUACAACAACAAUCAUGUUCAAUACCUGUUUCAUCAUCAACAUUAUCAUCAUCUCAACAACCAUCAAUUCAUGAUGAUCCAGCUAUUGUAUCAGCUGUUAUUAGUUCAUCAUAUAAGGAUAAUAAAUCGAAUUCAACAGUAACUAGUCGAUUAAUGCAGAAUUUUCGUCAUAUGACAUUAUCCGAUGAAAAAUUGACAAUACAACCGAAAACUGAAGAAUCUCAUAUACGUUCAAAUUCCGGUGAAUUAAAUUCACCUUGGUCAUUACUUUCUUCAUCGAAAUUGGAAGAUAAUAAUAAUUCAAAACCAUCAUCUCAACAAUGUUCAGACAAUAAAAGCAAAUUUUUUGAUAAUUUUAUAUCAGAUAGUAACAAUAAUACAAAUCGAUUUCAAUCCAAUCGUUCUCAUCAACGUUUAUCAAAUACUCAUUCAACUCAAACAUUACGUGAAAAUGAUGGUCAUUAUAAUCGACAAUAUGAUAAUGAUGGUCAUUAUAAUCGACAAUAUGAUAAUAAUGGAUUACCUGUACGACAACCAUUUUAUUCCAAUGAUGAUCCUUAUCCUCAAAAACAACAACAAAAACAAAAUCAUUAUCAGAAUGAUAAUAUUCAACAGAAACAAAGAUAUUUUUAUAAUAAUCAUCGUACAAAAAAAUUUAAUCAACAACAAUAUAUAGGUGGUAAUCGUAGUAAUGGAAAUCGUGAAACAUUUCAAGAUAAUCCAAAUGAUUAUGAUAAUGAUUUUGAUUUUGAAACAAGUAAUCGUAAAUUUAAUAAAUUAACAACUGAAGAUGAAUUUAAACAUGGAAAUGAUUUAAUAACAAAUCAACCUAUACAAUUACAAAUUGAUAACAAUUCAAUAGAUGAUUAUCAACCUAUAUAUGAUAAAAAGAAAUCUUUUUUUGAUAAUCUUAUUGGAACAGAACAGUCAGAUGUACCAAUAUCAUAUAAUUAUAAUCGUUCAAAAAAUCAAGAUACAUUUAACAAUGAUAAUUAUCAACAUUAUAAUAAUCGAUCGAAUGGUAAUGGUUAUCGACAAUCAAAUAAUAAUUAUCGACAACAUCAACAUGGAAAUGAAGGUUUUCAUUAUAAACAACAUAACAACAAUAAAAAUGGAUAUCAUUAUCGAUAUUAA